AAGGAGGCAGCGGCAUUGCUGACAUAUUGAAUGUAUUUCCGGGUAGUGCCCCAUGCUUGGCACCUCGUGUGUAUUGAGUACUCAUACAUUGAGUACCUGGUAGAGUUGGGAUUUGAACUCAGGCUGUGAUUUUAGUACCUGAUUGUGAAAACCACUUUGCUAGGUUCACUCCGUAAUCCAAUAAUAGUGAUGAUGCUGAUCCUAAUCAUGAGACUCCAGUAACAGCUGUUGUUCCCUGAGCUCUUAUUCUGAGCUAAGUGUUUUCUAAGCACCGUCUCACUGAAUCUGUCUUACAGGCAUUCUCAAAGGUUGGUAUAGUAGUUAGUCCAUUUAAGAAAGAGACAGCUGAAUCCCAUCGCCCACUUAGAGAGAGUUGCCUUCUCUGUCCAAUCCGUGGAUGUCUGACUGUUGAGGGAGUGUUCAUAAUUAAGACUGCUUGCCAGCUCAUCAGAAGAGUUUUGUGUUUGGAGAGGAAAACUAAGUCUUAGGGUUUCAUCAUCAAGUAAUGUAUUUCAGAAAGCAUGUUCUAGAAUAGCACUCUCCUGGGACUGCCAGGGGUCCAGUGUAACUCUUUCCUGAACAAUGGAAAAAGACAAUAAAACCUGGGGUCCAGGAAGAUGUCCCCCCAAUUUCUGAGGCAAUAGUAUAUAAACAUAGUUAGUUAUUUUUAUGUGGUUUGUGUCCAUGUGAGCGUGUGUGAUGUUUUAUGACAUUGACUAGGACAAGGGAAUCAUGCUUCAGAAUCACCUAGACUGUUGGGACUAGUCUUUUGUUCUUCCUGUUUUAGUACCGAUUGUUUUCUAAAAUAUGUUUUUAAUGUCUGCCUUAUUGAGUUGUAACAGUGGUUUUAAUGGGCUUUCCGUUUGGAGGGAGUUUUGCAGGCAGCAAGGAGAAGGGACUCACAGGGCACAGACUGCAUCUUUUUUAUCCCUUCCUUUAGUGACUGGCCAUGUCGCUGUCCCACUUGUACCGGGACGGGGAAGGCCGCAUGGAUGAUGACGACGACGAGCGGGAGAACUUCGAGAUCACCGACUGGGAUCUCCAGAAUGAAUUCAACCCCAACCGGCAGCGCCACUGGCAGACCAAGGAAGAGGCCACCUACGGAGUGUGGGCAGAGCGAGACUCGGAUGAAGAGAGGCCCAGCUUUGGAGGCAAACGGGCCCGUGACUACUCAGCGCCAGUCAACUUCAUCAGCGCAGGGCUCAAGAAGGGGGCAGCAGAGGAGGCGGAGCUGGAAGAUUCCGAUGAUGAAGAGAAGCCUGUUAAGCAGGAUGACUUUCCUAAGGAUUACGGACCCAAGAAGUUAAAAACGGGAGGGAAUUUUAAACCCAGCCAGAAAGGCUUUGCUGGCGGAACCAAGUCUUUCAUGGAUUUUGGCAGCUGGGAGAGACACACAAAAGGAAUUGGACACAAGCUUCUCCAGAAGAUGGGCUAUGUCCCCGGGAGGGGCCUCGGGAAGAAUGCUCAAGGUAUCAUCAACCCGAUCGAAGCCAAGCAGAGAAAGGGCAAAGGCGCUGUGGGGGCCUACGGCUCCGAGCGCACCCCCCAGGCCCUGCAGGACUUCCCCGUGGUCGACUCAGAGGAGGAGGCCGAGGAGGAGUUUCAGAAGGAGCUGAGCCAGUGGAGGAAAGACCCCAGCGGAAGCAAGAAGAAGCCCAAAUACUCUUACAAGACCGUGGAAGAGCUGAAGGCCAAGGGCCGGGUUAGCAAGAAGCUCACCGCCCCCCAGAAGGAGCUUUCUCAGGUCAAGGUCAUAGACAUGACGGGCCGCGAGCAGAAGGUGUACUACAGCUACAGCCAGAUCAGCCACAAGCACAGCGUCCCCGACGACGGGCUGCCGCUGCAGUCGCCGCAGCCACCGCAGCCCGGCAAGGAGGCCAAGGCCCCGGGCUUCGCGCUGCCCGAGCUGGAGCACAACCUGCAGCUGCUCAUCGACCUCACGGAGCAGGAGAUCAUCCAGAACGACCGGCAGCUGCAGUACGAGCGGGACAUGGUGGUGAACCUCUCCCACGAGCUGGAGAAGAUGUCGGAGGUCCUGGACCACGAGGAGCGGCUCAUCUCCAACCUCAGCAAGGUCCUGGAGAUGGUGGAGGAGUGCGAGCGGCGUAUGCAGCCCAACUGCAGCGACCCCCUCACCCUGGACGAGUGCGCCCGCGUCUUUGAGACCCUGCAGGACAAGUACUACGAGGAGUACCGCAUGUCCGACCGCGUGGACCUCGCCGUGGCCAUCGUCUACCCACUCAUGAAGGAGUACUUCAAGGAGUGGGACCCCCUCAAAGACUGUACUUACGGCACCGAGAUCAUCUCCAAGUGGAAGAGCCUCCUGGAGAAUGACCAGCUCCUGUCGCACGGCGGGCAGGACCUCUCGGCGGACGCCUUUCACAGGCUCAUUUGGGAAGUCUGGAUGCCUUUCGUUCGAAACAUUGUCACCCAGUGGCAACCAAGGAACUGUGACCCAAUGGUGGACUUUUUGGAUAGCUGGGUGCACAUUAUCCCCGUGUGGAUCCUAGAUAACAUCCUGGACCAGCUCAUCUUCCCCAAGCUGCAGAAGGAGGUGGAGAACUGGAACCCACUGACGGACACGGUCCCCAUCCACUCCUGGAUCCACCCGUGGCUGCCCCUCAUGCAGGCGCGCCUGGAGCCACUCUACUCCCCCAUCCGCAGCAAGCUGUCCAGCGCCCUGCAGAAGUGGCACCCCAGCGACUCCUCGGCCAAGCUCAUCCUGCAGCCCUGGAAGGAGGUCUUCACACCCGGCUCCUGGGAAGCAUUCAUGGUCAAGAACAUAGUGCCCAAGCUGGGGAUGUGUCUUGGGGAGCUGGUCAUCAACCCCCACCAGCAGCACAUGGACGCCUUUUACUGGGUCAUCGACUGGGAAGGGAUGAUCUCCGUCUCCAGCCUCGUGGGCCUUCUGGAAAAGCACUUCUUCCCCAAGUGGCUUCAGGUGCUGUGCUCCUGGCUCAGUAACAGCCCCAAUUAUGAGGAGAUCACCAAGUGGUACCUGGGUUGGAAGUCCAUGUUCUCAGACCAAGUGCUGGCACACCCGUCCGUCAAGGACAAAUUUAACGAAGCACUUGACAUCAUGAACAGGGCCGUGUCCUCCAAUGUGGGGGCCUACAUGCAGCCCGGAGCGCGGGAGAACAUUGCCUACCUCACCCACACGGAGCGGAGGAAGGACUUCCAGUAUGAGGCCAUGCAGGAGCGACGGGAGGCUGAGAACAUGGCCCAGAGGGGCAUUGGCGUGGCCGCCAGCUCCGUGCCCAUGAACUUUAAGGACCUCAUUGAGACCAAGGCCGAGGAGCACAACAUCGUCUUCAUGCCCGUCAUCGGGAAGCGGCACGAAGGGAAGCAGCUCUACACCUUCGGCCGCAUCGUCAUCUACAUCGACCGGGGAGUGGUCUUCGUCCAGGGCGAGAAGACCUGGGUGCCCACCUCCCUGCAGAGCCUGAUUGACAUGGCCAAGUAGAGGGCGGCCAGCGGAGCACACCCCAGAGGGACAUGUUUAUGAAUAAACGAGAUUUUAAACCAC
Equus caballus (horse) is the source of this 3526-nucleotide messenger RNA. The record is from RefSeq and is a predicted model, not a curated record. Lineage: Eukaryota; Metazoa; Chordata; Mammalia; Perissodactyla; Equidae.